Messenger RNA from Mirounga angustirostris (Northern elephant seal), 13643 nucleotides. It is a transcript of the gene ADNP, whose product is annotated as activity dependent neuroprotector homeobox. Lineage: Eukaryota; Metazoa; Chordata; Mammalia; Carnivora; Phocidae. Gene Ontology annotation, biological process: regulation of gene expression. The record is from RefSeq and is a predicted model, not a curated record. The transcript has 4 exons. Gene Ontology annotation, cellular component: nucleus. Bases 9253 to 12564 code for a protein of 1103 amino acids. Gene Ontology annotation, molecular function: DNA binding.
AAACAAAUGGAACUUUAUUUGCAAAAAGGAGUCUAAAAGGUAGCUGAAAGCAGACUAGCCUCCUGCCUAACUAACCCUACUCUCCAGAAAAAGAAGGAUCACCAAAGCCUCUGUUUUCCCAAGCAAUUUUUGGAAUAGCAUGUUUUGAGUAUUGAUAAUGGGAAGGUGAUAAAAGAGAGACAUAGGAUACAUCUGUUUUUGAAAAGCUGUUGUUUUAUUUAGGGAUACCAAGGUUGUGGUUUUCAUAUUGCAAGGUAUUAUUACAAUUUGGAUAUCUUUCUGUUGUGACUAUCUGUUGACUGUUGGCAUCCAGUGAUGGUUAAGAGCACUUCAGGCAAGUGGUCUCAGAGCUCUGGAUCUGAUGGGACUGUCUGACCUGAGAUGUGUAUGUAUUCUUAAUCUGUUUCAUCUCUUGAACUAGUUUGGUUGAACUUGUUUAAGGUCAUUUCAACCUUGAGUAUGAAGUUGUGGCACUUUCAGAUGUAUGUAUUUAACAUGCUCUUGUUUACCUUUAAUGUCUGAGAUCAGAGCUUCAUCUACAACGGUAAUGGGAGGAGCGCUGCAUCCUAGAUCUGGAGAUGACCUUGAGACCCAGGUCUGUCACAGACAAGCUGAUCACCCUUAGGCCAGUUGCUUCACCUCAGUUGCUAAUCUGUAAAAUGAGAAGAGUUUAGAUGAGGCAAUCCUUUGGUUCUCUCAGUGAUUCACAGUGCUACAUUUUGGAGUCACAAUGUUCAUGCCCCUUUAAUUGAGACGAUAUUUAAAGACUUGAUAGUUAACUUCCCUUUUAACCAGACGUGGAUUCAGUACAGAAAAUUUUUGUUCCCACGAACUGAACCACCUAAUACUGAAAAACGGAACACAUAUUUUUUUUAAAAAAAGAGAUCUUGGUUGAUUGUUGUCAUAUGUGUAAAGUGGCUGCCACCAAAACAGUGCACCUUUCAGGAACAUUAAUUUAAAAAUAAUACCCAGGGCACAUCUGGCUGGCUCAGUAGGUGGAACAUGUGACUCUUGAUCUCUGGGUCAUGAGUUCAAGCCCCACGUUGGGCAUAGAGAUUACUUUAAAAAAAAUAAUAAAAUUUUAGGGAUGUCUGGGUGGCCCAGUCAGUUAAGUACCCAACUCUUGAUUUUGGCUCAGGUCAUGAUCUCAGGGUCGUGGGAUCAAGCCCCGCAUUGGGCCCUCCACCCGGCGCGGCACCUGCUUGGGAUUCUCUCUCUCCCUUCCCCCACUCCCCACAUUCUCUUUCUCUCUAAAAAUAAUAAAAAAAUAAUAAAAUUUUUAAGAAAAUAUCUAGAACUAGAGAAGUGUUGUCCCACUUGACCUUGUGAUUGUGUCACAUCUGGAAUAAGUUUAUUCGGGGCACCAGAGAGACUGACAGACUGGAGCCCAUCCACUGGAGAUUGGCUCCUGUGAUAACAGAAGUAAUGGUGGGAAGAACUGAGCGUGCUUAACUUGGAGAAGGGGGAAGACUUGGGAGGGAAGGAGGAAGGGUCUUAAAAAUGUGAAAGGCUGUUCUGUGGCUAGGGAAUUCGAUUUCUGUAGCUGAACUGAGAACUGUGGGCUUGUGAACAGAGCUGUCCAGUGUGGAACAAGCUGCCUGGCAGGGUUUGUGCUCCACUCACUUGAGGUGAUCAGGCAGAGAAAGAGUCUUAGAUUAUGAGCAGGGCUACUUGUGGAAGGGAUUCACACAUUGUUUAUAGACUGUGGCCAAAAGUAUUCCUAUGACCAAGCAUUGCUUUACUGGAUGCUAUAUUUAGGUAAAUGUACUCAUUUUGCCUUUCAUAAAUAACAAGUCUACUUACCAAAAAAAAAAAAAAAUAGUAUAAAAACUUACGGAAUUUAAUCAUUGAUUUGGGGAAAACUUGAAGAAAAUCAAAGUGUCUUUUUCUGGAGACAGUUUUGUAUUUGACACAAUUAACUCUAUUGGGAUUUUUUUAUUAUUAGAGAAUAGUAAAAGUCAGUGCAGUUAGUAGAUAAGUAUAGAAGAAAACAGAAGUUGGUUACAUUUUCUGCCGGCUUCUUGUCUUUAUUAACAGUGUUCUAAUAUGAUUAACCUAAGCAAAAUAAUUGGUGUUCAUUAUUCAGAUUUGGCUUUUGGUACAUGUGUGUCUUCAUUUGCAAAGUAGUUUUCCUAACCCUCCUGGGCUUUCCAAAUAAGCCCCCCUUUUGAGCCUCAACCCUACUGCACGUUUUCCAUUACUUGAGAGAAAGGAGUCUGAACUUUCUUUUCUUACCACUGUCGUGCUGCACAGUUUUAUCUGCUAAUCCAGAAGAGUAUUCUGCCUCUGGAUUGUCAGUUACUUGUUCUGUGGUAUUUGGGAUUGAGAAAGAGAGGAGACAAUUAGCGCUGCCUUUCUGUGGAGAGCCUGUGGCAUCUGCAAGGUCUUUUACCCGAGCUUAUAGGAAAUUGAAAGAUUAGCUGCUUCUGUUUAGGACUGUGGUGGUGGUUGUUGGCUGCUGCUGUUGUUUUUUAAAGAUUGAGUAGGAUGCUUCCAGAUCAAAUGUAGGCGCUGGGCUCUGAACUUGCUCACUCAUUGGAGGGUUCUAGAAAGGCUUUACGGGUUUAUUUUUCAAAAUGCAAACAUAUAAACCUCUUUACAACUGGUUUAGUUUAAAUGUAGGACUUAGUAACACCCUUAAAAAACAAAUAAGGUAUCUCUGGUCACUGCUUCUGAUCCCAGAAUAGUCAGGAAAGAUAAGCACUUACUGAUUAUAAAAAGAAACAGUGUUUUACAAUGACCACCGUUUUACUCCGUGAUAUUGACAGGUAUUAAAUAUGUUGCUGAGCCGGUGGUAGGAGGAAAAGUGAGCACAUAAGUAAGGAAAUGUUUUCUUUCUGCCUAGUUUUUAUUUUAAUGGAUCCUAAAUGUUUCCACAGAGACAUCACAAAAUCUGUUUUAAAAAAAAAAAAGUACCAUCAUGGAUAGCAUGAAGAUUUAGGAGAAUCUUCUUAAAAUGUCUGUGCCUCUUAAAAAACAAAACAGUACUUUUUAGUUAGUGGUUUAAAGAAACUUCAAAUAUAUCUGACCCUUACACCCCAGUGCAGGCUUAUAAGGUCUUUAUAGAACUACUUGCAUCUGCAUGACAUUAGAAUACUUUGUUUUCUUGAUUUAAUAUCAAGGAUCUGAAUUUCUUCUUACAUAUAAAUUUGUAUUUAUGAUGUUACCAAAAAUGAAACUGUCUGUAUUGUAGUAGUUUGAAUGUCUUCCCAAUUUUUUUUAACAUAGAAAAUACAACUGCUCUUUUUCUUCACUGGUAAUGGCAUUAUUUCCAGCCUUUGAUCCCUCCCCCCAUCCCCAGUAAAAGAUUUUCUCAGAUGUGUGUUUUUCUUUACAGCUUAAUGUAGAAAUGUUUAAAAGACAACACCAAAGUAUAAACUGUAUUCUAAUCCUUAGGCUUACUGUGGGCUUCUGACAACCAUACUCUGAUCAGACUGUAAUUUUACUUAGGGGAGAUUUUCAGUAAACUUUUGGAAUUCUGCUAUAGCCAUCAAACUUCCUGCUUUGGUUGAUUGUCCACUAGGUCCCAAUUCUACAUUUCAGACGACUGUCCCCUUGGCAUAAAUUUGCGUUAGAAGCUUAGUUAGACAAGUAACUAUUUCAAGGAGAUACUUAGGAACUGAGAACUUUUCCUUCUUCCUCUUUCCAUUUCAACCUCUGAGCCCCUCCACUUUUUAUCUUUUUUAUAAUUCAGCUAAGAUUUGUUUAGAAACAAGGGUUUCCUCUUUAAAAGGGGAGUGGGAGAGUGUUGAAAACCACUGGACUGGUUUAGACUAAGCAGCUUAUGUUUAGGUGUUACUGGGAAGAAGUAACCAUUCCUGUCUAGCUCUCAAUGCAGUGUAAGAUUUCUUAUGAAAAUUGUAAAUUUGUAUUCACUGAUAUAACUGAUGCAUUAGUUGUCACUCUGGUAUACGUUCAGAUUUCAGUUCCCAGAUAUGAGAAAGUUGCAGUUAUACUUGCAGGUGAUGGAAAUUAGGGCAUGCUAUCAUAUUUACUUCUGUACUUGUUAGCAUGUUAAAUUAGUACCGUAUGUUCUUAUUAAGAACUUGGGAAACCCAAGAAUGCACAUAAAAAUAUGAAGAAUUAUAUCCUGGAAGAUGCCAUGUUACAUCCACACUUGCAGUAGCUUAAAAUAUAAUCUGGAAAAGUUUGAUCUGGAGGCUUUUUUUUCUCCUGGCUUGUUUGAUUAACUGUGCCAGGUCAAAGGUUUAAGGUUAGGUUUUAUGGGGUUUUUUGUUUUUUUGAUUUAACUUUCUGUGGGCACAGUUACAAAUGUUUUUCUACUUUCUUUCUGCCCCUAAAAACAGGGACUAAAUGAUGUCAUCCUUGAUCCCUUUGCAAGGGACCUUAUCAUAUACAUAGACAAACUUCACUGUUGGUACAUCAGGUCCUGCAAACCUUGCCUUGAGCCGUCUAAACUAGAACCGUCUGCUCUAGGGUUCCCCUCUGUCUUCCUGACCCAGAAGAGCCUCAGUACAACACCUGACUUGAUCCAAGCCUUUUGGCAGAGCUGUUGUUUCAUAAAUGAUUAUAAUUAUGUUCCUCAGAUAAUGACUUCUUUGCUUAAAUGAAGUUCACUGUCAUUGAGGUGCUGCUAUCCUUUGCCUGUACAGGUUCAGCCUAUAGAUAUUUCCUCAUAAGACAGACUCAUCCUGCCUCAUUUCUCUUCGUAUGUGGAGUAAAGGAGUAUUUUUGGUUUUGGAAUUUGGAGGGGAAAGAGAAACCUGUGUUUGAUCAGUCUUCUGUAUGUGUUUUCAGUUCAUCUCUAGCCUGGGGCUACAGAUCUCAGAUUUUCAUUUCUGCCAUCUGACUCUUGCUCUUUCUAAGACAGCAAAUGAGUAGCAGUUUGGCCAGGAUUAUUAGUAAAAUUUUAAUGUUUUGGACCCUGUCAGUAGGUGUGGGUAUAAUUCGCAAAGAUCAAUAGGAAGGAAUGUGGCUGAAUCAUUCAGCAGUGAAUUUAAAUCAUUCUCAAAAACUGGUAUUUUUAAGUCUAGUUCAUCAGAUGGCAUAUGCUUACCCAAAUGCUACUUAUUUUCAGUUAAUAAAAUACUUGCAAAUGUUAACUCUAUUAUUAAUAGGUCAUUGAGCUUUCCCCCAAAUCUUUUAACGGUUCUUUUUUUAUUAUUUUUGAGUGGGGGAGGGGCAGAGGGUGAGGUUGAGAAUCUUGAGCAUUCUCCACGCCAAGUGCAGAGCCCGACACUUAACCGACUGAGCCACCCAGGCGCCCCCUUUCUAAUAUUCUAAAAGAUUUAGGGGAGGGGCAUCUGGGUGGUUUAGUCUGUUAAGCAUCCAACUCUUGAUUUAGGCUCGGGUCAUGAUCUUGGGGUUGUGGGAUCAGGCUCCAUGUCGGUCUCUGCACUGUGCAUGAGCCUGCUUGGGAUUCUCUCUCUUCCUCUGCCCGUCCACCUAUACCGAUCUGCCGGUCUCCUUCCCCCUGUCUCUAAAAAAAGGCUGGGGGUGGGGGGGGGUUGACUGUUCAUACAGUGUUUUUGUUUUUGAUUAAUGAAACCAGGGGCCAAAGCAUCUUUCAAAGAACUGUGUCUUCCUAACAAACUGUUAUUCUUCUACUAGACCUGAUUUACAAGUGUAAUUACUUAGCAUAAAGUUCUCCAUCUUUUCUCGUGUUCACUUCCUCUUCUGUGUCCCACUGCCCAGUGGGUCUACUAAGACUUUUGGGUGCAAGGAACAUGAACCAAAGUUUAAGCAAAAGUGGUCAUGUACUUGGCUCUUGUUUAGGAAAAGUCUUUGGAAGGGGCUGUCAGGCACAGCUGGAUUGAGGACUUCAAGUGUUAUUGAAUAGGAGUCUUUCCCCUCCCUCUGCUUUCUCCAUGAGGUAGCAGGUCCUGAGUCCUUUUCAGCAUCACUGUCAACCUUGUUUGGGGCACACACCCAGUUCUUCCGGUCAGUGUCUGUAGAGGUAGAAUACUCUGAUGGGUGGACCUGACUCAUGUACACUCUGCUGUAAUGGAGGAAGGGCCACCUAACAGCACAUCAUUUGCACCAGGGGUCGCUCCAAGAAGCAGUUUGGCAGCAGAAACAGCCGUCUUCUUUACUCCAGUGCACAGGUGCCUGCCAUGUGCUCUAGGUCCCGUCCCUUAGACAUGAUGGACUGUUGCAGGGAAGAACUGUGUCCUGUUCAUCUCUCUAUUCCCAGCACAUUGACAGAGUAUAGGUUCUGAAAAAAUGACUGAUAAACAGGUGAACCGUGGUUCCAUUCUGUUAAACUGGAUAUUUUCCCCUUUUUUGUUACGAGCUGAAAGGUUUAUGGUUUGACUGAAGGAGCUCUCCUUGGUGUUGGGAUAAUGGUGCUGACCUGGUGAAAAUGGCCGUUCUGACAGGCAAGGAGCCUCAAGAGAAAGGACUAGCCACCUGGGGACAAAUCUGGAGAGAAAGCCCAUCUCUAGACAGUUUUUGACCUUAUUGUAAGGCAUCUUGCUUCCUAAGAGUAAUUAUUGUCAAUAUUUUGUUUUUAGCUCUCUCUCUGUUCAAAAGUGAGGAAUCAGCCCUUAAUCUCAGACAGUUGAUUUCCUGUUUACUCUGUUCAUGCCCCUCAGUCACUUUUAUGGUAUGGACCCCUUGUCCAGGUUUCUAAACAGGACUUUUGAGUGGUGCAGAGGAGGCCAGGAGUAAUUCUUGUAAAAGUUUUCAAGUAUGAAUCAAAGAGAUAACAUUGAUGAACCCUGAAGCCAGCUGUUGAUUUGAAGUUGUUUCCUUAAAAAAAAAAAGAAAGAAAGAAAAGCUUUUAUUUGACAGAGUGGGAACACAAGGAGGCGGAGGGGAACAGGAGAGGGAGAAGCAGGCUCCCUAAGGGAGCCCGAUGUGGGCCUUGAUCCUAGGACCCUGAGAUCCUGAGCAGAAGGCAGAUGCUUAACUGACUGAGCCACCCAGGUACCCUUUGAAGUUCUUUCUUAACAGCAAGCAAGAGGCUGGGGAAAACAACAUAGAGUCCUUGAGUUCUUUAUCUUGUCACCCAUAAUAAUCCUAACAUUCACAGAGUUUGUUGGAGAUGUUCUUUGAAGGAAUCUUUGGUUUGUUGCAGAAAAGCUUGACGUAACAGUGGCCCCUUCCAGAAGGGGAGCUCCGUGGCUGGAGGAUAGGAGUAGGAGGGAUCCUUCUUUGCUUAUAUUUUUACACUGUAUGCCUGUUUAUAAAGAAUGUUUAACUUAAACAAGGGUCUUUGUAAAUGCUUUUGAUGAUGCUAACACAUAUGAAUGAAUGUGUUAUUCUAGCUCCAGAUGGACGAAAUCUUAAGUGACCUCCAUAAGCAAAUACAUAGAGGGUACCUCCAUCUGGGGAAGAGGGCAGAUAGAAUUCCCCCAGAUCCAUUAACAAUGCCACUAAUCUUAGAGUAUUCUACAUCUUUCAGUGUAAACUUUAGGUUCCCUCCUAGUUGCUAAUCAUAAAAAAAAAAAAAAAAAUUACAUUUUUGUACAACAUUUUCUGGUAAGCAGUGUUCACUAUUUAUAUGCCUAUUUAAUUCAGCCUAAGUAAACUUGAGAUUUACUCCAUGGCUGAAAUACCCACAUUUUAUAAAUUACAAGUUUCUUGUAACUAAGCUCCUUUAUGAGCAUACUCACAUUUUCAGAACUGUAGAUGUAUAAAUUGGGUACCUACCAUGCAGUGAGGUGCUUCAGUUGGAGGUCUUAAAACCACUUGGUUAGCUCUGGGUGGUGGGCACUUAGAAUGCCCGAUGUAUUGUCCAUAGGAGAAUGAGUUUUCCUUUAUCCCCGGCUGCAAUUUAAUUCCCUGGGUGUUUUCUGUAUAGACUAGUGACUUCAUGGUGGUGACAUUUCCAAAUCAUUGUGUAUUUGUUUUUGCUGAGAUGUUGAGCUGCGUAUAAGCAGGAGGCGGGGGAAAGCAGUAAUGGCUGUCUUCUGGGCUUAUCUCUCCUCUGAAGUGAAGCAGGACUGACUUGGGAAGUUCCAAAAGAACUGCUGAAUUUGGGCCCACAGAGAGUUUAUGAAAUGAAUAGAGAAACAAGCUGUCUCUUCUCAGGCUGGGGCAUUUGUGGGCAUCUGUUUUGAUGCCCGGUCUCUUCACAGUUAGCCUGUAACAUUUUCAGUAUUUCUGAAACAUUGCUGUCAGGUAGUUCUCUCUAACUGACGUGGUUGUGGGAACAGUUUUAUUAAGCAACUGAUUUAAAACUUUCAGAAAGAUGGUUUAAACAGUUUAGCAAUAUAAUUUCCACAAGGAAUAAUGGAUUUGGCUUUGAAUGCACAUUAAUUAGUAACCAAAGUGACUUCUGAGUCCGCUUAUUAAGUCAUAUGCAGAUUGUUGGAUGGCAGAGUAUAUAGAGGACACAUAGUCGUGCUUAGCUGCUGAGGAUGGGAAGGCUGAUCCGUGUUUUUUAGUGAAAUGCAUUCUUUCUUGGCCUCAAUUAUACUUCAUACUUCAUGUAGAAUAUUUUGAAACUUCUAAGUUCUGAUGACAUAGCCAAAUUCAGAAUUUGUAGGAGUUGUUUGUUUUGGUAGGCUUCACUCUUCCAUUUUUCAUAGUUAAUAUUGAUUUUUGGAUUAGAAUAAUAAAGGAGGUAACAUGAUGCUGUGUUACAUUUAGAUUAGUUGAUUAUGGUUGUACUUACAAAUGGUAGCGGUAUUAUAGAGUAACAGCCUUUAUUAGAACACCAGAUUUGUGUGUAUUAAACUUUAAUUCCUAUUGCUUUGGCUUUUGGGUUUUUGCCUCUGGUUUUGGUUUUUGGAACUAUUUUAUAUUCUAUGAAAUUUAUUUGGAUUAUUACAUUGAUAAAUUCUUACCGUAUUUUAUAGGAUACAUUUAUGGUCACAUGGAAGCCAUACAAAUACUAAUUUUAUUUUAACUUUUGUUUUUUAAGGAACUUGGGGAAGUGGAUCUAAAUUUGUGCUUUAAUGUAUUAGGUCAUUUAAAUAAUUUUUCAGUUCGUUCACACAUACAUAUAAGCUUUUCAUUUUUCAAGAGGAGCCCCUAAAGUCUGUAACACAGUUAUCAUCUGCCCUGAUGCUGAGUGCCUUUGUCCAGGUGUGGUGCUGGCUGGGGGGGCGAGGUACACAACCAGGAGUGUCUUUAGUUUGGAUAGUAUUUGGAAACACUGAAGGAUAUUUCUUUAAGAUCAUCACAGUAAUGUGCAGGACAGUUCCCAGAAAACAAAAACUUCUUUUCCCUGGCACUCAAAAUUUUGUGAUAAUGAUGCUGAAAUGGUGAACAUUUUUCUAUUUUCAGAGGUUCAACAACACAAGGAGAAAAGCACUCACACUCGAUUUUAAGAUAAUCGAAACUAUGUUCCAACUUCCUGUCAACAAUCUUGGCAGUUUAAGAAAAGCCCGGAAAACUGUGAAAAAAAUACUUAGUGACAUUGGGUUGGAAUACUGUAAAGAACACAUAGAAGAUUUUAAACAGUUUGAACCUAAUGACUUUUAUUUGAAAAACACUACAUGGGAGGAUGUAGGACUGUGGGACCCUUCACUUACAAAAAAUCAGGACUACCGGACGAAACCUUUUUGCUGCAGUGCUUGUCCAUUUUCUUCAAAAUUCUUCUCUGCCUACAAAAGUCAUUUCCGGAAUGUCCAUAGUGAAGACUUUGAAAAUAGGAUUCUCCUUAAUUGCCCCUACUGUACCUUCAAUGCAGACAAAAAGACUUUGGAAACACACAUUAAAAUAUUUCAUGCUCCAAAUGCCAGCGCACCAAGUAGCAGCCUCAGCACUUUCAAAGAUAAAAGCAAAAAUGAUGGCCUUAAACCUAAGCAGGCUGACAGUGUAGAACAAGCUGUUUAUUACUGUAAGAAGUGCACUUACCGAGAUCCUCUUUAUGAAAUCGUUAGGAAGCACAUUUACAGGGAACAUUUUCAGCACGUGGCAGCGCCUUACAUAGCAAAGGCAGGUGAGAAGUCACUCAACGGUGCAGUCCCUUUAGGUUCAAAUGCCCGGGAAGAGAGUAGUAUUCACUGCAAGAGAUGCCUUUUCAUGCCAAAGUCCUACGAAGCUUUGGUACAACACGUCAUCGAAGACCAUGAACGCAUAGGCUAUCAGGUCACUGCCAUGAUUGGGCACACAAAUGUGGUGGUUCCCCGAUCCAAACCCUUGAUGCUAAUUGCUCCCAAACCUCAAGAGAAGAAGGGCAUGGGACUCCAGUCAAGAAUUGGUUCCCUUGCUUCUGGAAAUGUCCGGUCUUUGCCAUCACAGCAGAUGGUAAAUCGACUCUCAAUACCAAAGCCUAACUUAAAUUCUACAGGAGUCAACAUGAUGUCCAAUGUUCACCUACAGCAAAAUAACUAUGGAGUCAAAUCUGUAGGCCAGGGCUAUGGCGUUGGUCAGUCAAUGAGACUGGGUCUAGGUGGCAACGCACCAGUUUCCAUCCCUCAACAGUCUCAGUCUGUGAAGCAGUUACUUCCAAGUGGAAAUGGAAGAUCUUACGGGCUUGGGUCAGAGCAGAGGUCCCAGGCACCAGCAAGAUACUCCCUGCAGGCUGCUAAUGCUUCUUCUCUCUCAGCAGGCCAGCUAAAGUCUCCCUCCCUCUCCCAGUCACAGGCAUCCAGAGUAUUAGGUCAGUCCAGUUCCAAACCUCCUGCAGCUGCCACGGGCCCUCCCCCAGCCAAUACUUCCUCAACUCAAAAGUGGAAAAUAUGUACAAUCUGUAAUGAGCUUUUUCCUGAAAAUGUGUAUAGUGUGCACUUCGAAAAAGAACAUAAAGCUGAGAAAGUCCCAGCAGUAGCCAACUACAUUAUGAAAAUACACAAUUUUACUAGCAAAUGCCUCUACUGUAAUCGCUAUUUGCCCACAGAUACCCUGCUCAACCAUAUGUUAAUUCAUGGUCUGUCUUGUCCAUAUUGCCGUUCAACUUUCAACGAUGUGGAGAAGAUGGCGGCACACAUGCGGAUGGUUCACAUUGAUGAAGAGAUGGGACCUAAAACAGAUUCCACUUUGAGUUUUGAUUUGACAUUGCAGCAGGGUAGUCACACUAAUAUCCAUCUCCUGGUAACCACAUACAACCUGAGGGAUGCCCCGGCUGAAUCUGUUGCUUACCAUGCCCAAAAUAACCCUCCAGUCCCUCCAAAGCCACAGCCAAAAGUUCAGGAAAAGGCAGAUAUCCCUGUUAAAAGUUCACCUCAAGCUGCAGUGCCCUAUAAAAAAGAUGUUGGGAAAACCCUUUGCCCUCUUUGCUUUUCAAUCCUAAAAGGACCCAUAUCUGAUGCACUUGCACAUCACCUACGAGAGAGGCACCAAGUUAUUCAGACGGUUCAUCCCGUGGAAAAAAAGCUCACCUACAAAUGCAUCCAUUGCCUUGGUGUGUACACCAGCAACAUGACCGCCUCGACUAUCACUCUGCAUCUCGUUCACUGCAGGGGUGUUGGAAAGACCCAGAAUGGCCAGGAUAAGACAAAUGCACCCUCUCGGCUUAAUCAGUCACCGGGCCUGGCACCUGUCAAGCGCACUUACGAGCAAGUGGAAUUUCCCUUGCUGAAAAAGCGAAAGUUAGACGAUGAUAGCGAUUCGCCCAGCUUCUUUGAAGAGAAGCCUGAGGAGCCUGUUGUUUUAGCUUUAGACCCCAAGGGUCAUGAAGAUGAUUCCUAUGAAGCCAGGAAAAGCUUCCUAACGAAGUAUUUUAACAAACAGCCCUAUCCCACCAGGAGAGAAAUUGAGAAGCUGGCCGCCAGUUUGUGGUUGUGGAAGAGUGACAUUGCUUCCCAUUUUAGUAACAAGAGGAAGAAGUGUGUCCGAGACUGUGAAAAGUACAAGCCUGGUGUGUUACUGGGCUUCAACAUGAAAGAACUAAACAAAGUGAAGCACGAGAUGGAUUUUGAUGCUGAGUGGCUGUUUGAGAAUCAUGACGAGAAGGAUUCCAGAGUCAAUGCUAGUAAAACUGCUGACAAAAAGCUCAGCCUUGGGAAGGAGGAGGACAGCUCCUCAGACAGUUUUGAAAAUUUGGAGGAAGAAUCCAAUGGAAGUGGUAGCCCUUUUGACCCUGUGUUUGAAGUUGAGCCUAAAAUCUCUAACGAUAACCCAGAGGAACACAUACCGAAGGUCAUUUCUGAGGAUGCUUUAGAAUCUGAGGAGAAGCUAGACCAAAAAGAGGAGGAUGGUUCAAAAUAUGAAACUAUUCAUUUGACUGAGGAACCAGCCAAACUGAUGCAUGAUGCUUCUGACAGUGAGGUUGACCAGGAUGAUGUUGUUGAGUGGAAAGAUGGUGCUUCUCCAUCUGAGAGUGGCCCUGGUUCCCAACAAGUGUCAGACUUUGAGGACAACACAUGUGAAAUGAAAGCAGGAACCUGGUCUGAUGAGUCUUCCCAGAGUGAAGAUGCAAGAAGCAGUAAGCCAGCUGCCAAAAAAAAGGCUACCAUGCAAGGUGACAGAGAGCAGUUGAAAUGGAAGAAUAGUUCCUAUGGAAAAGUUGAAGGGUUUUGGUCCAAGGACCAGUCACAGUGGAAGAACGCAUCUGAAAAUGAUGAGCGCUUAUCUAACCCACAGAUUGAGUGGCAGAAUAGCACAAUUGACAGUGAGGAUGGGGAGCAGUUUGACAACAUGACUGAUGGGGUUGCUGAGCCAAUGCAUGGCAGCCUAACCGGAGUGAAACUGAGCAGCCAGCAGGCCUAAGUACCAGGUUCUCAGGCAUCGGUGACCUGCUGCAGCCUGGAGCUCUGCUCUCCUUUCGGUAGGACUGCAAAGCUGUAUUCUGGCUGGUACUGCCUUUUGAGUGCUGGGUCAUCAGGCUGUAGGGAUACAUGGCCACUGCUAAUCCCAGUGGUUAUUUCUAAGUCUGUGACACACGAUUGGCUGAUCUUGCUUCAGAACUUGCUGUGACAGACACAGUGAAUAAAUGUGAACAACCAAUAAGCUGGUGGCUCACGAACGCACAUGAGGAAAAGCAGAGGUUUAUUUUAUCUGCCUUCUCGACAUUUCUUUCCCUCUGUAAAAUGUUUGGUUGGAUGUUCUUGGGAAGCGUUACCCUGAUUCACACGGUAGUGUAGGGCCAACAUUCAAGCUACCAGUCCAAUGUGUACAGUAGACUUUGGGGAAAAUCAAUUUUUUUUCAUGUAUUCAUUCUGAAUAGUUGAAAUGUAUAUUUGUACAGUCUUUUAGACCUAUUCAAGUGAUGCCUAUGAUAUUGUUAUUGUGUACCCAUCCUAGAUUUGUUUCUUUUUUUAGUGUUGCCCUUGCUGUGUAAUAAACGCUCUAUCUAGCUUACCUAGCAAAAGCUUGAAAGUGCGCUAGUAUGGACUUCUGGACAGACUUAGUUUUUGCACAUAACCUUGUACAAUCUUGCAGCAGAGGCCAGCCACAUAAGAUCUAUAUCUGGACUCUCUUGUAUUAUAGAAUUUUUCUUGUUCUGAAUAUCCUUGACAUUACAGCUGACAGAAACAAAAACUGGUAUUUCAGAUCUGUUUUCUGAAAUCUUUUAAGCUAACAAAUCCCAUGCAAGAACUGACUUUGCAGCUACUAAUUUUGACACCGUUUAGAUCUGUAUGAAAGUGUGUUGUGUUGAAGCAGCAAACCAGUGAGUGCUGCAUUUUGGAUAUUUAGUUUUAUCUUUAGUUGAGCACCACCCUGGUGUAUUCAUUUAUACCAUCUAAUAUAUGACACACUGUUGUAGUAUGUAUAAUUUUGUGACCUUUAUUUCCCUUUGUAUUCAUUUUAAGCAUCUCAAUAAAUUGCUGUAUUGUGCUUAAUGUAAA